GCAGAGGCAGCACAGGAGCAGAGGCCCCGGCAGGACGAGGUCCCUCCACCUGAUCCAGUUAUUUUAUCAUCCAAAAUGGUUCUUCUCCUCAAUGACCCCCCAGGGAUGGACAAGGACAGGAAUGAGAUGACUAAGAGAAUAAUUCACUUAACUUUGGAGAUCCUCCACCUGCUGACCGGAGAGGAUUACACCAUAGUGAAGAAGACAUGGGGGGAGUGCGUGGCCCCCUGCAGCCAUGAGUCAGAAGGACACAGCAGGGCCCGGAGCCCCAUCACGGAGCCUCCACCUUACUCACAGAUACAUGAAGAGAAGAUCCUAGAACUCACCCACAGAAUCACUGAGCUGCUGACUGGAGAGGUUCCUAUAAGGUGUCAGGAUGUGGCGGUCUAUUUCUCCAUGGAGGAGUGGGAGUAUGUAGAAGGACUCAAGGAUCUGUACCAGGACAUGAUGGAGGAUCGGCAGCCCCUCACAUCACAAGAUGGAUCCUGUAGAAUAAAUCCAUCUGAGAGGUGUCCCCGUCCUCUGUAUUCCCAGGGCUGUCCGGAGGGAAAUGUCCCAGAAAACCAUCAGGGUGAAGAUCUGGUUGAUGUUGAUCUUAUAGAUGGAUCAGAAGAGAAGACGGAUCUCAUGGCCGAUCUGCAGUGUAAGGAGGAGGACUCCCUCAUGUUUGAUGGAUCCAGUAGAAGAAAUCCACCAGAGAGGUGUCCCUGUCCUCUGUAUUCCCAGGACUGUCAGAUAGGUGUCCCCGAGAACCAUCAGGUAGGUGACCCCGAGAACCAUCAGGGUGAAGAUCUGACUGUUAUUAAAGUGGAGGAUGAAGAAGAGAGGAUGAGGAGUGACCUCCUGUCUAUGAGGGAAGUGAAGGAGGAAAUUCCAGGAGGUGUUACCCCAGAAAAUCCCAGUAAGAACUUUGAUGGAAACCACAUGUUAUCGCUUAAAUCUGACCUAGAGGAUGAAUGUAUCAUGGAGGACACCUCAGGAGUUCAUCUGGGACUUCACAGGACAGAUCCGCAAUAUAAUAUUCCCCCUGAUCAUGAGGGACCUUCUCCUGAACAACUACACGUUGUUACCACAAGGACAGGACAGAAAAAGGGGAAAAGGAUUGAAUGUGGUGAAUGUGGAAAAGAGUUUACAAUAAGCUCAAGUCUUCACCGAGGGGAGAAGCCAUACUCCUGUGAACAGUGUGGGGAGAAGCCAUUUUCAUGUUUAGAGUGUGGGAAAUGUUUUACAGAAAAAACAAAGCUUGCUAUACAUGAGAAAAUUCACAGAGGGGAGAAGCCGUAUUCAUGUGCAGAAUGUGGAAAAUGUUUCGGAGAAAAAGCUGUUCUUGUUAAUCAUGAGAGGAUUCACACAGGGGAGAAGCCGUUUGCGUGUUCGGAAUGUGGAAAAUGUUUUACGGAAAGAUCAAAUCUUGCCAGGCAUGAGAGAAUUCACACCGGAGAGAAGCCGUAUGUAUGUUCAGAAUGUGGGAAAUGUUUUACACAAAAAUCUAAUCUUGAAACACAUCAGAAAUGCCACACUGGCGAGAAGCCGUAUUCAUGCUCACUAUGUGGAAAAUGUUUUAAGCUUAAAUCGGGUCUUGUUCAACAUGAAAGAAUUCACACUGGAGAGAAGCCGUAUACAUGUCUAAAGUGUGGAAAAUGUUUUGCACAAAAAUCAGGCCUCGUUAUACAUGAGAGAAGUCACACAAUAGAAGAGUCCUUUUCUUGUUCAGAAUGUGGGAAAUGUUUUGUCAGUAAAUCAUAUCUUGUUAUACAUAAGAAAAGUCACACAGGAGAGAAGCCGUUUUCAUGUUCACUGUGUGGGAAAUGUUUUCUACAAAAAUCGAAUCUCGAUACGCAUGAGAGAAGUCACACAGGAGAGAAGCCAUUCUCAUGUACUGUAUGUGGGAAAUGCUUUACCUAUAAAUCAAAUCUCGUUCAACAUCAGAGAAGUCACACAGGGGAGAAGCCAUUCUCUUGUUCAGAAUGUGGUAAAAGUUUUACCCAAAAAUCAAAUCUUGAUGUGCACGAGAGAAGUCACUCGGGAGAGAAGCCGUUCCCUUGUUUGGAAUGUGGGAAAUGUUUCACUACUAAAACCAGGCUCAGGGAUCAUCAGAGAAUUCACACAGGAGAGAAGCCGUAUUCAUGUUCAGAAUGUGGGAAAAGUUUUGUACAGAGGGCGCAGCUAUAUGUGCACGAGAGGAUUCAUACAGGAGAGAAGCCCUAUUCGUGUUCAGAAUGUGGGAAAUGUUUUAUCACUAAAGUCAAACUUCGGAAUCAUCUGAGAACUCACACAGGGGAGAUGCUGUUUUGAUGUUCUCUGUGAAUUUUUAAAAACUCUUUCAAGAAUUGUCAUAAAAGAAAAAUUCCUUUUUUUUUUGUUCCAUCUAUGAAAAUCUCUGAAAUGUUUCACAUUCACAUUAAACAACUAGUAAGCCUGUUUAUAUUUGGGGUGGAAUUAGUUUAAAGGGGUA
Hyla sarda is the source of this 2455-nucleotide messenger RNA. Its product is annotated as oocyte zinc finger protein XlCOF6-like. NCBI's taxonomy places the organism in Eukaryota, Metazoa, Chordata, Amphibia, Anura, Hylidae. The transcript is spliced from 9 exons. Gene Ontology annotation, biological process: regulation of DNA-templated transcription. The coding region runs from base 76 to 2295 and encodes 739 amino acids. The record is from RefSeq and is a predicted model, not a curated record.